GCACAACAAAAUAAGGAGAAUAACUCUCAACAAAAUAAGGCUAAUAACUCUCACAAAAAAACAAAAUCAUGUCAACACAGUAAAUAAAGAUGUCUGAUGACGAAAAGUUAGCACGAAAGCUGCAAGCCCAGUUUGAUCAAGAAGCAGCAGAGUUCUUAAGCAACCAUGCAAGUUAUACCAAGCUGAAGAGUAGAUCUAGUCAUAAUAAGGUCCACACAGUCUCAGAUUCUGAAGAUACUGACAGUGAAAGUGAUUCUAAACUUGAUGGUUCAAAUGAUCUAUUUGAUGCUUCUGACAAAGAUUCUAACAGAAGCGUGGAUGUUUCUGGUGACAAAGCUUCAAAUAAAGAAUCUUAUCCAAAGCCUGAGAAAAAGUUGCCAGUUUGUCCAUAUGGCUCCAAAUGUUACAGAAAAAAUCCAAUUCACCUUAAGGAGUAUUUCCACCCAAGAAGUCCAGGGAAAAGAAAGCUAGAUGAACAAGAAGAUAGAGCAGAAAGCAGUGAUGUCAACAAAAAAACUAAAGGGGCCUCAACCCAUAACAUUCUGAAUAGAUCUCCUCAAGAUGUCUAUCAAGAGUUUCAGCCCUUUAGUUUCUUUCUCACCAAAGUUGCAGAUAUUCCACAGAAGUUUAAUACCCAGGGAGCAAUGUCAUUAAAAGACAUAUUGUCUAACUCCAUGGGUGUGCUAAGGUCAUCUUGUCAUUUUAAUUUCAUGUUUGACAUCAAGUGGUUGAUGAGUCAGUACCCAGCCGAUUUUAGGAAAUUGCCUGUCCUUCUUGUGCAUGGGGAGCAGGGAAGAAGUGAGACAGACUUGAAAUCCGAAGCCUCAGACUAUGCAAACAUUACUUUAUGUCGGGCAGCCUUGGAUAUACCAUACGGCACACAUCAUACAAAGAUGAUGUUGCUUCUAUAUGAGAGUGGAAUGAGAGUUGUCAUCCACACUGCCAACUUGAUAGAUAAUGACUGGCAUCAGAAAACUCAAGGAGUUUGGAUCAGCCCAUUAUUUCCACCUUUGAAGAAUUCAUCAGACAAAGGAGAUUCCACAACAGGGUUCAAGGCUGACUUGUUGCAAUAUAUCGCAGCCUACCGAUCAAUUAAACUGACACCUUGGGAGAAACACAUUCAAUCACAUGACAUGUCCUCAGCAAAUGUCUACAUCAUUGGCUCUGUACCAGGAAGACACACUCUAAACAAUAAACACAACUGGGGACACUUAAAACUGAAAAAGGUUUUGUCAGAGAGAGGACCAGAUUCUGGGCUAGUCAAAAACUGGCCAGUGAUAGGUCAGUUCUCAAGCAUUGGCUCUUUAGGACCCAACAAGGAGGCUUGGCUUUUGAAUGAGUGGGGUCAGUCUAUCUCAGUAUGUAAGAGUGAACAAAAUGGAUCUUUAUUGCCGUCAAAACUAAAUCUUAUAUUUCCUUCACUAGACAACAUUCGUCUAAGUCUGGAAGGCUACAAUGGUGGUGGUUGUGUACCUUACAGCAUUAAGACUGCCUCCAAACAGCCGUGGCUUGUACAGUUUUUCAGCCAGUGGGUCUCAGAAGGUAGAGGUAGGUCAAAAGCAGUGCCUCAUAUCAAGACAUAUGCCCGUGUCUCACCUGAUGGUUCUCAAGCUGCUUGGUUUAUGGUCACCAGUGCCAACCUCUCCAAAGCUGCCUGGGGUUCAUUAGAGAAAGAUAAAAGCCAGCUGAUGAUCAGAUCUUAUGAACUUGGUGUUCUGUUCUUGCCUCAAUGUUUUGGCUGUAAAAAUGCAUUUAAUGUCAGCAGUCGUCUAGAGGAAGUUGUUGGGACGACUAGUCCUGUUUUCCCACUACCUUAUGAUCUUCCAGCUCAGACUUACCAAAAGGGAGAUCGCCCCUGGCUUAUUGAUGUCCCUUGCAUGGAUAAACCCGACACUUUUGGAACAAUGUGGUGUCCACCAUUGUAGCAACAAAGUCAUUUCUCAAAACAUGUAGAAAUCAUGUGACCAGCCUUAAAAUGUCAUUUCUAUUUUUAUCCAGCAGUUAAUGUUUAACUAAAACAUCGAUUCAUUUAUUACAAGAAACAUUUAUUUUUGUUUUUGAUGAUCAUAUUUACUUUUACUAGUGGUACAAGGGGGUUUGAGGAUGUGUGAGAUGAACAAUGUGUUGGAUACAUGUUUAAUGUAUAUAACGAUGGGUCUAGUGUUAGAUAGAACAAUUAUCUCCCUCAAGAAGGAAUCAAAAAAUUAAAUUUAGGUGUCCAAUUUGUGAAGUACAAAACAAACUUCUGUUGUAAAUACAAAAAUUACAGAUUCUUAUGACACAUUGUACAUCUGUUUUCUUUACUUUGGCAAUAUCCAUUUAUUUGUUUUGUCUGAUGCAGUAAAGUACCCCUUUCAGACCUUGUCACUUAUAGGUCAAAUAAUGUAAUGGUCAUUUGUUUCUAUGGGUGUCAUGUAGCCAACACAACCAACUAAUGUCAGGUACCUAUUACAGUUGGGUGGACUCCAGGGUGUCGUAAAAAUCCCAAAAUAAAAAUUGCCACCUUUUACGAAGAUUUGAACCCAUGACCACUUGAUUCAAAAGCCAAGGUCUUUACCACUCUGCCACUGCAGUCCUGACCUAGUGGUACUGGGUGGACUGAUCUCCUUAGACCUAAGUAUAAGGUCCCAUGCUCAAGUAAUGUCGUGGGCACGACAUGGCCUAAAGUUGGCAGAUGUGCCAAAAAUCCAAAAUGGAAAAAAAUCCAAACCUAUGUAAUGUUGUAUCACAAAACAUUCUACUUUUUAAUACAUGCAUGAAGUAUUCUAUCUUUUAGUUGGCCACUUGACCGUAAGAAAAAAAAAACAACAGUAGAAAUGUCAAACUUAUUAAUGUUUAACAUUUGUCAAACUGUUUGGUUCAACAGUUAGGUGUGAUUUGACUCUAUGAGAACUCAAGAUAAAUUUCAUAGCAAUAACAUAUUUAGUACUUAGAGAUAAAAAAGAAAAAAAAAAUUCUAGGACUGGACUUGUUUAUUUUUUGUUGUGCAUUGUCUUUCACUACUUCUAAAUGAAAUGAAUGUUGUUUUCCUCCUAUUAUGUUCAUAUUACAAAUGAUUGAACAGCAAUAAACACUGAGACUCCACACUGA
Biomphalaria glabrata is the source of this 3090-nucleotide messenger RNA. Its product is annotated as tyrosyl-DNA phosphodiesterase 1-like. Gene Ontology annotation, cellular component: nucleus. The coding region runs from base 90 to 1925 and encodes 611 amino acids. The transcript has 16 exons. Gene Ontology annotation, molecular function: single-stranded DNA binding; double-stranded DNA binding; 3'-tyrosyl-DNA phosphodiesterase activity. Gene Ontology annotation, biological process: double-strand break repair; single strand break repair. The record is from RefSeq and is a predicted model, not a curated record. NCBI's taxonomy places the organism in Eukaryota, Metazoa, Mollusca, Gastropoda, Planorbidae.